AUGAGUUCAGUCCAGUGGUUAGAAAAAAACGGAAAGGAAAAAUGGACAAAAGAAUUAUUUGAUCAAUAUGUUGGUACUGAACAUGGAAAAUGGUGUGGUGUUAUUGAAAGAAUUAUGGUUGGAAAUAAUUGGGCUUAUAAAGUUAAAACAAUGCAAUUAAUAAAAAACAAUAUUGAAAAUGUAAAUGAUGAAAAAUUAGCAAUUACACUUUAUCAUUUUGUUGUAGGUGCUAUUUUAGAUCAUUGUGACCAAGUAGUUAAAGAAGCAAUUUUGUUAUAUAAGUAUAUGUUACAUUAUUUAAUAUUUAGAAAAGUUAGUAAUGACACAAUUAAAUUAAUUUUAAUUGAAAUUGUUGUGAGUGAAUGGAAAGAAUUAAGAUUUGAUUGUUAUGAUGUUUUUUGCUUAGACUCAUUAGAUGAUAGAAUGAUUUUAUCAUUAUUUACUGUUUGUUAUUUUAAACAUAAAGUUUAUUGA
This is a messenger RNA of Entamoeba histolytica HM-1:IMSS, 474 nucleotides long. RefSeq lists its product as uncharacterized. The transcript has a single exon. The record is from RefSeq and is a predicted model, not a curated record. Lineage: Eukaryota; Evosea; Mastigamoebida; Endamoebidae. Bases 1 to 474 code for a protein of 157 amino acids.